This is a messenger RNA of Fusarium sp. VM40, 1431 nucleotides long. The record is from the annotation of a GenBank genome assembly. NCBI's taxonomy places the organism in Eukaryota, Fungi, Ascomycota, Sordariomycetes, Hypocreales, Nectriaceae.
AUGGCGUCCUCCUUCGCCCCCGGGUUCCGGAGGUUACUCCUGCAGGCCUCGGCAGCCUCAGGACCUUCAAAGUUCUUCGUGUGCAACCAAUGUCUUCGAAGUGCUCCUCGGAGCAUGUCCUCGCGCGUUCUCAACGCUGUCCGCUCACGAUCUUACGCCGAUGCCGCUGUUAACAAGUCAAUUGGAACAAUCGCGCAGCAAACUGCUGUCCCUCUAGCUCCGUCCGUCGCUCAGGCGGCCAAGAAGGCAUGGCCUGAGUCCAAUCCCAAGGGCGUCGGCUACUGGCUUCUUGGUAGCGCUGUUAGUGUUUUUGGUAUUGUCGUCUUUGGUGGCCUGACACGUUUGACCGAGUCUGGCCUGAGUAUCACUGAAUGGAAACCCGUUACCGGUUCGCUUCCCCCCAUGUCCAAGGAGGACUGGGAGUCCGAAUUCGAAAAGUACCGUGCCUCGCCCGAGUUUAAGCUUCUCAACCCUCACAUGAACCUCGAAGAAUUCAAGAAGAUCUACUUUAUGGAAUGGUUUCACCGAGUCUGGGGUCGCUUCAUUGGCAUGACUUUUGUCAUCCCUACUGUUUACCUCGUCGCUCGUCGCAAAGUUACACCCAAGAUGGCCUUGAACCUGUUUGGAAUUUCGGCAUUGAUCGGUUUCCAGGGAGCUAUCGGCUGGUGGAUGGUCAAGUCUGGUCUCAAAGAUGAUCUGUUUGCUCCCGGUUCUCACCCUCGAGUUUCUCAGUACCGUCUCACCACUCACCUUGGUACCGCCUUUAUCUGCUACUCCUGGAUGCUUCUCUCUGGUCUCACUGUUUUGCGAACUCGCCGCUGGCUUAUGAACCCCGAAGCUGCUAUAAAGCAGAUUGGCGCCAUGAGCCAGCCUGGUCUUCGCACACUACGCCGUGCUGCCUUUGCUCUCGCCACUCUGACCUUCAUUACUGCCAUGUCCGGCGGCCUUGUCGCAGGCCUCGAUGCUGGUUUGAUCUACAACGAGUUCCCCAAGAUGGGUCUGGGCCUGUUCCCUCCCAAGCAGGAGCUCUGGGACAAGUUCUACUCGCGCAAGGAGGAUCAGUCUGAUCUUUGGUGGCGCAACAUACUUGAGAACCCCAGCACUGUCCAGAUGAACCACCGAAUCCUCGCUGUGACCACCUUCACCUCUAUUCUUACACUAUUCAUCUACGUCCGCACCAGACGUGUCAAGGCUCUUAUCCCAGCCAACAUCAAGAAGGGUGCCGACGGUCUGUUCCACGUUGUGUCAUUACAGGUUGCCCUGGGCAUCAGCACUCUCAUCUACAUGGUUCCUAUUUCACUCGCCGCAGCCCAUCAGGCCGGUGCGUUGGGUGUGUUGACCAUGGGUAUCGUGCUGGCUCACAGGUUGCAUAUCCCCAAGCCCACUCUUCGUCUGCUUGAGAAGCGAUUGAAGCAGGCUGCUGCUAAAUAG